Callorhinus ursinus (northern fur seal) is the source of this 5969-nucleotide messenger RNA. RefSeq names its product zinc finger protein 699 (gene ZNF699). Gene Ontology annotation, molecular function: RNA polymerase II transcription regulatory region sequence-specific DNA binding; DNA-binding transcription factor activity, RNA polymerase II-specific. Gene Ontology annotation, biological process: regulation of transcription by RNA polymerase II. The record is from RefSeq and is a predicted model, not a curated record. Lineage: Eukaryota; Metazoa; Chordata; Mammalia; Carnivora; Otariidae. Gene Ontology annotation, cellular component: nucleus.
GGAAAGUAAAAGCAUCCCUGCCAUUCGGUCACGGGGACGAGCGCCUCCACCUCGUCUGUACGCUGGUCAGUGGAUUUCGGCGUGUUCGCUCUAAUUUCUCAGUACUCUUGACUUUCUUCAUGAAGGGAACAUGGAAGAAGAAAGAAAAGUUGCAGAGUUACAGAAAAAUAUGACACAGGACUCUGUGGUCUUUGAGGAUGUGGCCGUGGACUUCACCCAGGAGGAGUGGGCUCUGCUGGAUUUUGCUCAGAGGAGCCUCUACAGAGAUGUGAUGCUGGAAAACUUUCAGAACCUGGCCUCCCUAGGGUAUCCACUGCAGACACCAUAUCUGAUCUCCCAGUGGAAACAAGAGGAGGACCUGGAGACAGCAGAAAGAGGACCUAUCCAGGGGGAGCACCAGGAAGGUUUUGAGAUUCAACUUAAAACUAAUGAAUCAGUAGCUCCACAAGAUAUUUAUGGACAGAGAAUAUCCAGUGAACAGAAAAUAGUAAGAUUCAAAAGGAAUGAUUCUUGCUCAUCCAUUUUACACAAAAACUGGGAAUACCAUGGUAUUUGUUAUCAGAACAAAAACCAUGAGAGACAUUUGAGAAGUCCAGUUGUGGAGAACAUCUAUGAAUGUAAUGAAGAAAAUUGGUGUGGACAAGACUUCGGCCAAACUUCACAUCUUAAUAUACUCAAGAGAACUACUGAAGUGAAGUCCUAUGAAUGCCACGAGUGUAAAAUGGCCUUCACGGACCAUUUAUCCCUUAAGAAUCACAUCAGGUCUCACACUGGAGGCAAACCCUAUCAAUGUAAAGAAUGUGGGAAAGCUUUCCAUUUUCUUGCUUGUUUUAAGAAGCAUGUGAAAAAUCCCACUGAAGGGAAACCUUAUGAAUGUAAAGAAUGUACAAAAACCUUCGGUUGUUCUUCCUUCUUUAGGGCACAUAUGAAGAUUCACACUGGAAAGACAAGCUAUGAAUGUAAGGAAUGUGGAAAAACCUUUAGCUGUUCUUCAUCCCUGACAGAACACAAAAGGAUUCACAGUGGAGAUAAGCCUUAUGAAUGUAGGGAAUGUGGGAAGGCAUUUAGUUGUUCUUCCUCACUCUCCAAACACAAAAGAAUUCACAGUGGAGAUAAGCCAUAUGAAUGUAAGGAAUGUGGGAAAGCCUUUAGUUCUUCCUCUCACCUUAUAAUACAUAUAAGAAUUCAUACUGGAGAGAAGCCUUACGAAUGUAAAGAGUGUGGGAAGGCCUUCAGCGAGUCCUCAAAACUCACUGUACACGUCAGAACACACACAGGAGAGAAACCCUAUAAAUGUAAGGAAUGUGGGAAAGCCUACAACUGUCCCUCCUCCUUAAGUAUCCAUAUGAGAAAACACACUGGAGAGAAACCCUAUGAAUGCCUGGAAUGUGGAAAAGCCUUCUAUCUUCCCACUUCCCUUAAUACGCAUGUGAAAAAUCAAAGUAGAGAGAAACCCUAUGAAUGUAAGGAAUGUGGAAAAGCCUUUAGUUGUCCCUCAUCCUUCAGAGCACACGUGAGAGAUCACACUGGAAAGAUACAAUAUGAAUGUAAGGAAUGUGGGAAGGCCUUUAGCCGUUCCUCAUCCCUCACUGAACACUUAAGAACUCACACUGGAGAGAAGCCUUAUGAAUGUAAAGAAUGUGGGAAAGCCUUUAUUAGUUCCUCCCACCUUACAGUACAUAUAAGAACUCACACUGGAGAGAAACCUUAUGAAUGUAAGAAAUGUGGCAAAGCCUUUAUUUAUCCCUCAGCUCUGAGGAUCCACAUGAGAACACAUACUGGGGAGAAACCUUAUGAAUGUAAGGAUUGUGGGAAAGCCUUUCGUCAUUCUUCAUACCUUACUGUCCAUGUGAGGACGCACACUGGUGAGAAACCCUUCGAAUGUCUGGAAUGUGGGAAAGCCUUCAGUUGUCCCUCAUCCUUUCGAAGACAUGUAAGAAGCCACACUGGAGAGAAACCAUAUGAAUGUAAGGAAUGUGGGAAAGCCUUUGUGUGUCCUGCCUACUUUCGAAGACAUGUGAAAACUCACACUAGGGAAAACGUAUAAAUGCUGUGAAAUGUGGGAGCGUCUGCAAGGCGUUUUCACCUCAUAGCAUAUCUGGAACGUUGUGGAGAUGGGCCAUGAAUGUAAGAAAGCAAGAAAGUGUUGCUUAUCUGUUUGAGGACUUGAGAACUCACAGCUAAGAGAAGCCUGUGUCCAUACACCUUGUGGGAAUGCCUUUGUGAAUGUCACUUCCGGCGUGUAAGAAAAUUCACACGAGAAGCACAGAUCAGGGCCUCACCUGUAAAGUGGACUGCUGGCUCAUUGAUACUCGGUUUCUGUUUUCUGAUACGAAUAUUUAAGGUGAUAAAUUUUCCUCUAAUACCUUUUCAGGUCUGACCACAUUUUAUUAUAGGUACUUUUAUUUUGGCCAAGAUGUAAACGUUCUUUACGUUAUAAAAUCUUUUGGACCCAUAGGGGAUUCAAGGUGUUUUUCAAAUGCCUGCAGGAGUGAUCUUUUUUUUUUAAUUAGUAUCUAAUUAAUACUCAUUGUUCUCCAGGUGUGCAGUAUCACACCUGUUAUGGUAUCAACACUUUGGUAUUUGUAAUUUCUUUUGUAAUUUCUUCCUUGUAAUUGGUCAUUUCAUUUUGAUCUAGUUAUGGCAGAUACUGGAAAUUGCCUACCCAAUUUUUUUUCCUUUUUUUUUUUUAACUAAAAGAACCUAAAGUUUUUCAGGUUAUCAGUUUUUAUUAUUAGAAGCUUUUUCUGUCUAAUAAGCCAUUUCAACAGAAAUUAAUAAGGGCAAGUUCUCAAAAGAAGAGUCGCAUCUAAUACGUUGUUUUUAUAUUUUCUCUGUCCUUGCUCAUGGCUAGGAAUUGGACCCAGUGUUUUGAGUUUAAAAAGGGACCUUCUGACAAGAAAGCUAGAAGUAGAGUUGGUUCAGCUGGCUUGUGUGUGUUAAUUUGGACAUGGUUGGGAUUCCAUUUCUCAGAAUCAUUUCCCUAUCCAGUCCCAGGUUAGAGUUGUCUGAAACAGAGUUUGCAUGAGAAUUGGAAGGCAGCGGGAAAAAGCUAUUAUUCUUCAUUUAGUGGGGCCAUAGGAUGGAGACAGAUACAUAGGGGCAUGGUGAGCUUCAGUGUCCGGCUCAUUUCCUGAUGAUCGGACCCACCAAUCAAUACUAGCUUGAAACAGAACAUUAAAUGCUUUUACUUCAGUAAAGUCAGAGGCAGCAGCUCCAUAGACCUUUCCAUAAGUUCCUCCAUCACGGUCAUACACAGCUUCUUAGGUUUUCUGGCAAGUUCCAGCAUUGUCCUUUUGCUGAGCUGACAGUCCCUCUGGCACAUCAGCCGGCUCUAUAGAGGUGGCCCCAUUUUGGAGCAGGAUUGUUAUCUGUGUAUAGUGCAAUCCCAUCGUGUCACUUUGCUCAAGGGGAAAGACAUCUGUGCAAGUCCACUGGCAUCUCCAGCAAGAAGGGCUGUGGGCAGUAAGGAAAAUCAGGUAUCAGCGAGGUGAGCAUCAGACAGGCAUCAUCCUAUUUUAGUGGAGGAAGAUUUAUAUUUGACACCUUCAGAUUUUUCUGCUUUUUUAUUUGAGAAAGAUGAAAGUUCUUUGGUUUGUGCUUCUUCAGGUACAUCUGGCUACACUUUUCCCUUCCAUUAUAUUUCCCCUUUAUUUCAAAAGUAGACCUAUGCCACUUUCCCUUCAUCAUUUUCUGCUGUUUUAGUAAAGCAUAUAUAUGCUACUGUGCACGACAUGUGCUAAUUUUAAGUGUACAGCUUGAUGAAAUUUCACUUGUACAUACCCGGGUAAACAGAACAUUCCCAGGAUUCCAGAAAGUUUAUUUAUCUGCCUUCUCAAUAAUUGCUCCACAGAGGAAACCACAAUUUGACUUUUAUUCAGUUUAUUAGGUUUGCUUCUUCUUGAUCUUCUUGAUCUUUAUGUAAGUGCUUAAAUACAAUAUGUACAAUUAUAUGUUUGACUUCUUUUCUCAGCAUGAUGUCUAGUUUGCCUUUUAAUUGCUCCUUUUACUGACUUAUUUCUCUUGGUAUAUGUUUUGUUUGUAGGAAUGGGAUCACUGACUCAUAGGGUAGACUUUAGCUUUAGUUUUAAUAGGUAUUCCAGUUUUUCAAAAAGGUGGAUUCCACCUAUCAUCCUAAAAGCAAUGCAUGCAAAUUCCAGUUGUUCCACCUAGUUGGCCAGCCCUUUCUAAUCUUAGGCAUCCAGCAGAGGACAUGGUAAUAUCCUGCUUUGGUUUCAGUUUGCAGUUACCUGAUAUGUAGUGAUGGUAAAUGCUUUUUUAUGUGCUUAUUGGCUAUUUGGAUAUCUUUUAUGAGGGCACCCUGUUGAAGCAUUUCCCCCAUUUUUGGUUCCUUUUUUAUUUGAAGGGUUUCCUUCUAGUUACUGUCUUCUUUUGUAUGUAUGUGUGUCUCUGUGUCUAGUUACAUACACAUAAAUAAAACCAUGUGUUAUAUAUCAUGUAUUCAUAACUUAACAUAGAUUAUAUAUACAUAUAUUGCAGAUAACUUUUCCCCACCUCUGGCUUGUUUUUUCACUCUUCUCGUAUGUAUAAGCUAUAAAGGAAAUUUAUUGGUUUGAUUAUUGAAGAAGUCCUUCGGGGAUGGCUGGGAUCCUGGGGCUAAAAAGCUGUUAUCUGGAUGAGUUCAGUGUCCGUAUCUUGGCUCUGUAUCUUCUUACAUUUAGCUAUUCUUCCUGGCAGGCUAUUUUUCUCUACCAUAGUUCCCAGAAGAUCCAGGCUGCUUUCUUUCUAGGUUGAAGUCUCAGGAAGAAAAGAGCGAUGGUCUUUUUGAACAACUCCAAUAUGAUCAUUAUAAUAGAAUCUGAUUGGCUCACUUGCUAAUAGUUAUCUAAUCACUGUGGCCAAAGGAAUGUAAUACUCUGAUUUGUUUAGGACUGGCUCCUGUGUUCAUCCAGAAACCAGAGUAGGGUUGCACCAACUGAGUCAGAGUGUGAUGUGUACGGAGAGGGGAGGAGGCAGCAGGGGGCAAGUGGGGUAAUAUUGUCAGCUAGCAUGUUGUGCUUACUAGGGUCUUAGCAACAGGAGGGAACUGAGGUCUGGCAACUCACCAGGGGCUGAGUAGUUCUAGAAAUCCUUUCAGAAAGGUUAGAUGCCAUCUGUUAAAAUAUCUUCAGAUUGCUAAAGGUGGCUUCUCAACCUUUAUGUUGCUUUGCGGUACAUUUAGAAAUCUGGUAGUGAGAGACUUAAAACAUUUUUAUUCUUUAAGAUUGUCCUGCCUUCUCUAUUCCUCAUUUGUUUCUAUAUUAUUUUUAGAACUUCCUUAUCAGUUUUCACAAAUAUGCUGAGAGUGUGUUUGGAGUUGCAUUGACGAUGCCAUUACCUGAAUGAAAUUGACAUCUUUACAAGAUCGAGUCUUCCAAUUAAACAUAAUAUAGUCAUCCAUUUACCUAGGUUGUCUUUAAUUUUUCUCAACAGUGUUUUGUAGUUUAAUUAUAGAGGACUUGAAUAUCUUUGUUUAAUUUAUUUCUAGGUAUGUGGUAUGUUUUGCUUUGUAAAUAUAUUUAUUUCCUGUUUAAUUUUUUAGCUAGCAUGAAUUGUGAUUUCUUUUUGUACAUUGAUCUUUUUAUCCAGUGACAUUUAUAAAUUAAAUUAUUAUUACUUGAAUUAUUCAAAUAGUUUGUGGAUUAUUUUGGAUUUUCUGUGUACAAUCCUGUCAAUAACAAAAGGAAUUCUUAACUUGAUUUCUAAACUUUAUCUUUUUUUUUUUAUUUUGCCUCAUUGCUUUACAGUGAUGAAUAGAAAUGAUGAAUAUGAACAUCUUUGCUCUGUUCCUGAUCUUAGGGGGAACUGUUCAAUAUUUUAUAAGUAUAAUAAUAGCUGUAAGUUUUUCAUAGAUUACUUUUAAAAAUGAAGAGAAUUGUUUUAUUCCCAGUUUGCCAAGUUUUUUUUUUUUAUUAUUGUGAGUGAAUAUUUUAUCCAGUGCCUUCUCUGCAUGUAUCAUGGUCUUAAAA